AUGAUAAAAGUUUAUCUUUGGAGAUUUCACGGGACGAACGUUGGCCACCUUUCAAUGUCUCUUUCCGAUAGUAUUCAUAUCAGUUUUUGGCCGCAAGAAGAACUAGAACUUAAAAGGAAGAAAAAUGCUGCAGGAGUUCAAAGCUACGAAGAUGAUGUAAAGUCAGAAGGUAGACCGGCUGACGAAAUUUUAGAACUUCCUGACGACAUUGUCAACCAGGAUAAGAUCAAGUCUUGGUGGAGCAACUAUACGACUAAUAAUCGCUACCAUCUUCUUACGAAAAACUGUGCUAAAGUGGUUCAAGAAGCCCUCAUUGUUGGUGGAAUUUAUCAAAGUCCGAGAGUGGGCGAGAAUAGCGACAAUUUAUUUGCACCAUUUGAGGUUUUUGCCUGGAUUAAGGAAUGCAAGAAAUUGUAUCCGAUAAAACAAGAUAACAGUAUUGCUGCGCAAGUGUUUCGAGGAAUUCGAGAUUUUUAUUAUAACUCGUAGAUAAAUAUUUCUUUAUAAUACAUUUUAUUAUG
Molecule: messenger RNA, 521 nt
Organism: Tribolium madens (black flour beetle)
Lineage: Eukaryota; Metazoa; Arthropoda; Insecta; Coleoptera; Tenebrionidae
Exons: 1
Coding region: 1-489 (162 amino acids)
Source: RefSeq, a predicted model, not a curated record